AUGGCGAACAUUGCCAAUGUUUUUACUGAAAACUCAAGCAAAAAUCAAAGCAGUUUCGAAGUUAUAACGCUUUCUAGCGACGAAGAACAGUCAGAACAAAGCAAUGAGGACGUGAGCUUUUUGUUCAAGCGUUUUAUUUUAGCGUGUCGACCGCAUGUAAGGCAAGAGGCCAUUAAAGAUGCACGAUCAUUAUUUACGGAAGUUCAAGGAAAAUUGACCGCAUCGCACGAUCUGGUGGCCAUGUUAGAACGUUACGUUAAAGAGAUUAAGAAAGAGAACGCUGGUUUGUACUUCAGUCUGAUAUGUAGAACGCUAAAGGCGGAAAAAUCUAUAAAUAAUGGUGUGGUAUUGAAUUCAGGCAAUGGAUUAACCAAUGCUGGUGAAAAUCUGGAUGUUGUAAACAAAGUUCCAAAGAGUGUUACAUUUUGUGACGUAAGCGAGGCGCGCGGAUUUGAACCGACCGCCAAGUUAUCUACGAAUCAAAAUAAUUCAACCACAUCUGCACCUCAGAUUGCUACAAUUUCAGAUGAUGAUGAUUUUGUUGGCCCAAAACCAUCAAAAAUGCCUACAGAAAGAAUUGAGAAUAUUCCUUCGACUUCAAGUGCAUGUCAAGAUGCCACAGCCAACAAAACCAAAGGAAAGAUUUCUACCAGAACACUUACUGUAAAACAAAGGAAAAAACUAGCGGCUCGGCUAAAGCAACGAUUAAAGGAAAUUAGCAACGAGAUAAAAAUAUUAAAUCGAGCAGAACUCACGCUUGAAGAAAUGGAUAUGUGCGAUAGUACAUAUAUUAAAGAAAAUCAGCUGAAGAAAAAGUUUGAAAAGACUUGGACUAAAUUAUGUAAGAUUUUAGGUCGGGAGCCUAACACCGGUCGUGUUGUCGAGAAACCCAUCCGUGCAAGCUCGACAGGUUAUUCAAUGAUCGACAAAGCAGUUGCAAAGUUCUUGAAAGAAAAGCCUGGCUCAUUUCCUGAUUAUUUUGAUAUACGAGAUAUCGUUAUGAAAACGAACAAAAAGUAUGAUCUAAGAAUGUCGCCUCAAGUAUUGAAUGGACUUAUUGCAGACAUAUUCACAGAUAUCGGAAACAAGCUUCAACGACGGCGAGAGAGAGAUUUGCUGUUUAAUUUUGGGUCACAUCUUUUAGAUGAUUUUAAAACAGAGGAUGAUCCAGCCUUGUCAAAUAAAGAUCUAGCUUUGCAACUGGAGAAGAACCGCCGAAUUUCGAAGCGUAAUUUGAAACAUGUGUACACCAAAUAUGCACAUCUUGAACGUUAUGAAAUUGACGAAAAAACACGAAAAUCUGGUUCCUCCAGGGUAAACAAGGAUAUGAGUAGUGAAUCGGGUACAUCUGAUGAUGAACAGGACCAUCAAAGGUCUAGGAAUCACAACAGGUAUGCUCGCCUUGAUCGGCAAGAGGUAAUUGGUAAAUCAAAGAAGGGUUUGUCAAGUACACCAGGCUCUUCUAGAGGGCUAGAUGGGGAUAUUUGUAGUGAAUCGGGUUCAUCAGACAAUGAACAGGAUAUCCCAAGGGCAGAGUUUGAUGACUCAAUAGUGGUAGUGGAUUCAGAUGUACCCACAUCACAAGAGUUGUCCUUCGUUAGUGUCUCACCCAAACUUUCAACAGACAUGUUAUCUACAUCUCAUGUUGAACAGUCGUUAUCAGACACAGAUCGCAUGGAGGUAUCGUUAUCUGACAACGAGCGUCCUGAGUCACCGAUAUUUCCACUCACUUGUCUUACACAGAAUGAAACUGGGACGUCAGAACAAACAUUGUCAACUUUUGAUCCUGAUUGUUCCAACAACGACACACAAACAAAUCAACAGACUUUCUCCUCCAGUAGUGAUUGUGAAAUAAUUAACAACCCAAGUGAACAUAAACAAUUUGUUACACUAGCUAACGAGCCAUCAGUUUCUGAAAUUCAAUUAAACACUGAUUAUGAUUGUGAAAUUGUUAACGAGCCAACUGAGCAGUUGGUAACCAUGAAACAAUUUGAACCUGUUAACGAGCCAUCUGUUUCUGAUAAACUAAACACUGAUGAUGAUUAUGAAAUUGUUAACAAUCCAAAGCAACAGUCGGUAACCAUGAAACAGCUUGAUGAACCAGUUAACGAGUCAUCAGCACAACUUGAUCAACCAGUUAAUGAGCCAUCAGCACAACUUGAUGAAUCAAUUAACGAGCCAUCAGUGUCCGAUAGCCAACCAAAUACUGAUGACGAUUGCAAAAUUGUUAACAACCCAAAGCAACAGUCAGUAACCAUGAAACAGCUCGACCAACCAGCCUCUGAACCUUCUGUUAACGAACCACACCCAGAUGACUGUCUAAUUAUUGAUGACGAUCAAGAAGAUUCGGCGAGCACAAGCUGCAGUGAGCCACUAAAAAUACCGACAUCAACACCUAGCGAUGAAUUAAUUAAAACACUGAAUGUUCUUCGGGAGGUAUUCCGAACAAGAUUCGACCCAAGGAAUGAAUCCACGAGGGAUGAAUCCACAGAGUCUAGGGAUGAAUCUAUGGACGAAUCAUCAAGGGCUGAAUCCACAGAGUCUAGAAACACAAAUUUAGUUAGUCAGACUGUCCAGAAUACGGUUUGUUCAAGUGAAGAUAGUACUAUGAAGGACACUGCGCAGGAUUUGAAUUUAAAAUCUGGACACUCAAACUCUGUUAGUCAGACUGACAGUUCUAAGGCUUGGUCAAGUAAGAGUAGCAGUGACAAUACAGAGGAUUUAAAUGUUUGUGGGAAUUCAGACCUAGAUUGUGUGACAAUAGUUUCAGACAGUGAUGUCAUUAUGUCUAACAAUGACCAAUAUUCAACUUCCAACAGUGUCAAGGAUGGUAUAGGGACAUUAACUUAUUGUCCAAUUGAAACAAGUCACACCAUUGCAAGAACAUCCAGUAAUUCACCACCAAAGCACACUCAGUCACUAAGUACAGAAGCACCUACCAAUGUGGUUUUUUCGAGAAAAACCAUCACAAGCAACCUGUGUCAUCCACCAUUGAGUCCAAAGCCGAGUACAAGUGAAACUAGCAAUGUGGUCAAUCCAAGAAAACGCAAAGCAUCUACAGAACUUGCCAUACAAAUCCCAAAACAAUCUGUCAAAUGCUUGGAACAUCUUGCAUGGUGUUUAAAAAACAAGAGAUUGAAACUACCAGAUGCAUGGGUGAACUCUAAGAAAGCUGAGAAAAACAGUGAUGUUUCCUCAUCAAAACCAACAACUUCAAAAGAAUCAUCAGCAAUUAGGAGUGAUGUUCCUGCCUUAUCCAAACCGACAACGUCAUCAGCAGUUCGGAGUGAUGUUCCUGACUUAUCGAAACCGACAACGUCAUCAACAGUUAGUCAAACUUUAAGCGAGAACAAUUCACAACUUGUAAACGGCAAGGCGAAAAUCGACUUACAACAUAGACACGUUUUUCGAGAGAAGACUCUGAAUGCACUCCAAGUUCCAAAAAAACUCGCCUGUAAUAAUAAUGUAAACAGUGGUUUUCAAUCGGACGACAAUAAUGUGAACAGUGGUCUUCAAUCGGAUGACAUAAAUUCUUCAGCGCCUGCGUCUGACGAUGCGGAUAAACGCGAAGUGAUCAUAAUUGACGAUUAA
Molecule: messenger RNA, 3591 nt
Organism: Paramuricea clavata
Lineage: Eukaryota; Metazoa; Cnidaria; Anthozoa; Malacalcyonacea; Plexauridae
Source: the annotation of a GenBank genome assembly